Molecule: messenger RNA, 1260 nt
Organism: Medioppia subpectinata
Lineage: Eukaryota; Metazoa; Arthropoda; Arachnida; Sarcoptiformes; Oppiidae
Source: the annotation of a GenBank genome assembly
UAAAAUUCACAGUCAUAUCUGUUUGUUAACAAAAUCUCAUAUAACAUGUAUUAUAUUAAUUUGUAUUAAAUAGUGUGAAAAGUAUGUAAAAAUGGCAGAAAAUACAACUCUUGUCUCUCUUGAGGAUUGUCUGGAAAAAAACAUUGCAUCAAAAGAAGAACUGAAAGAAAUAAAACGACUUCUUUAUGGACAACAACUACCUGCUCCCAUUGUUGAUCAGAGGGAUGCCAUUCAUAGACGAGUGGCAGAUAUGGUCGCAGCGGCCGCUCUUUGCGGCGUUAAUAUAAUCUGCUUUCAGGAGGCAUGGACAAUGCCUUUUGCUUUCUGUACCCGUGAAAAGUUGCCGUGGAUUGAGUUGGCAGAGAGUGCAGAGUGCGGGCCGACCACCACUUUCUUACAAGAGAUGGCACGAAUGUAUGAUAUGGUAAUUGUAUCACCAAUCCUAGAAAGGGAUGAAAGUAAUAACAAUAUCCUAUGGAAUACUGCAGUUAUUAUAUCAAAUUCUGGUAAAGUUAUGGGCAAAUCGCGCAAGAAUCACAUCCCAAGAGUCGGUGACUUUAAUGAGUCGACAUAUUAUAUGGAAAGCAAAUUAGGACAUCCAGUGUUUGAUACAAAAUUUGGGAAAAUCGCUGUAAAUAUAUGUUACGGUCGACAUCACCCCCAGAAUUGGAUGAUGUAUGGCUUGAAUGGGGCUGAGAUUGUGUUUAAUCCGUCGGCAACAGUGGGUGUAUUAAGUGAGCCCUUGUGGCCAAUUGAAGCCAGAAAUGCUGCCGUCGCUAAUCAUUACUUUACAUGCGCUAUAAAUAGAGUCGGAACGGAAGUAUUUCCCAAUGAAUUCUCUUCUGGUGAUGGAAAGCCCGCUCACAAAGAUUUCGGACAUUUCUAUGGCUCGAGUUAUAUCGCGGCUCCCAAUGGGUCGAGAACUCCAGGUCUGUCCCGAGUUGAUGACGGCUUAUUGGUGGCUGAGCUCGACCUGAACCUGUGUCGCCAGACUCAGGACCACUGGGGCUUUAAGAUGACCCAACGCUUGGAUUUAUACGUUAACGAACUUAACAAUGUUAUCGGACCUCACUUUCAACCAAAUAUUAUUUGCGAAAACAAAUAAUUUCUGUCUAAACAUAAAAUGAAUUUUGCGAUUCUUUGAACUCAAAUCCAAUCUUUAAGUUUUCUAAUGUUUAUCAUUUGAUACCAAAUUAUAAACCCUUGAAUUUAAUUUUGGAAAAUUAUGUUUUAAAAUAAAUUUAAUUGGAUUUCAACACA